AAUUCACCUGAAACCCGUCCAGAAGUGUAGUAAUAAGAGCUUGUGUGUGUGUGAUGUGAGUCAGCCGCUGAAUGUGUGAACAUGAUGUGGUCGGGAGGGGCUGAGGGAGCGAUAAGGAAGUGGGACCAGGUUGUCAGAUGGACACUGCAGCACCUCAGAGCCUCACUUGUCCCUCUCUCCUGGCUGUGAUCCUUCCUCUCCCUUCCUUCGACCCCAUUAUGGAUCUUCUGUCAAUCACGGGAGGGGUUUUGAACAGAGCAGCUGCUCUGACUGAUGCCAGUUAUCUCCUUCAAGUGGAACUCUGAAACAAGAAGGACUCCCUCAGCAUGCUGAACCAUCCUCCUCCUCACACACUCCAGUGGCUCUCGCUGUGCACCCUGCUGUCGGCGUGUUGCUGGAACAAGGUCGCCUGUUCUCCUGGGGAGGGCAGGGAGAUUUGGCAGCAGCCCAAGCCAGACCCCAUCGAAGCCCAGUCUUUCCUUCAUGACACCUUCCCCUCAGGAUUCCUCUGGGGCUCAGGGACGUCUGCCUUCCAGACAGAAGGAGCCUGGGACCAGGAGGGAAAGGGAGCCUCCAUUUGGGACCAUUUCACCCACUCCUCUGUCAUUGGUGAUUUGGCAACCGAGGCUCCUGGAGUGGCCAGUGAUGGUUACGCUCACUGGGAAGAAGAUGUCAAGGCUCUGGAGUUGCUGGGUGUGAGAUCAUACUCCUUCUCUCUCUCGUGGCCCAGGUUGUUUCCUGAUGGGAACGCCAGGAGCCAGCCCAACAGGGCUGCUGUGGAGCAUUACAGCCACCUCAUAGAGAGGCUUCUGGAGAAGAAAAUCGAGCCCAUCGUCACUCUGCAUCACUGGGACCUGCCACAGGCCCUGCAGGAGCGAUAUGGAGGCUGGAAGAAUGACACACUGGUGGGACUGUUCGAGGAGUAUGCUGCCUUUUGUUUCCACACAUUUGGGGGUCGUGUUAGAUACUGGCUCACAAUGCAUAACCCGUACCUGGUGGCUGUGCAGGGGUACGGGACAGGUUUGCACGCCCCUGGAGAGACAGGGGGUCCCUCUGCUUCUCUUAUCGUGGCCCACAACCUGAUCAGGGCACAUGCCAAAGCAUGGCACACCUACAACACCCACUUUCGCCCAACUCAGAGGGGUAAAGUAUCCAUUGUUCUGGGAUCCCACUGGAUCGAACCUCAGAGCGGCCAGGCCACAGCCGCCAAUGUUGAGCUGUGCCAGGAGUCAAUGGAGGCUGUGCUCGGCUGGUUCUCCAACCCCAUCUUUGGAGACGGGGACUAUCCGGUGUCUUUCAGAUCCAAGCAUGGGGCCCUCCUGCCCACGUUCACCCCUGAGGAGAAGCUCUGGGUGCAGAAAACAGCCGACUUCUUCGCUCUCUCCUUCGGGCCUUAUAACCUCCGUCUGGGUCGGACCCUGAUCCAGUAUGGGCAGACUGUGUCCCCAGACCUGAGGCGCAUGUUGAGCUGGAUAAAGCUGGAGUAUGGGGACCCGAGUGUGCUGGUGGCUGAGGGAGGCUGGUUCUCUGAAGCAGGGGUGGGAAGGGAGGACACAGUGUCCAUUUAUCUGAUGAAGAGUUUUAUCAACCAGGUCCUGCAAGCAAUUAAGUUGGAUGGUGUGCAGGUGUUUGGCUACGUCGCCUGGUCAUUGGUGGAUGGAUUUGAGUGGAAUUAUGGUUACACGGUCAGAAGAGGCCUUUUCUACAUUGACUUCAGCCAAUCAAACCCAACCAGGACCCCCAAGACGUCUGCUCUGUACUACAGACGUGUUGUGGCUGACAACGGCUUCCUCAAAGGUGAAACCUCCAGUGAGGUCAAGGGGUGUUUCCCGUGUGACUUUCACUGGGGUAUUUCUGACUCCACUUUACAGGUCCACUUCAGCCCUUUCUCACCACAGUUUACUGACCCACAUCUGUACAGCUGGAACGUGACAGGAGACGGAUCAUUACGUCCUGUCCCAGGGGUGAAGCUCCCCAUUAGACCAGCCCAGUGCACUGACUAUUUGGCGAUUCGUGGUCACCUUCGCUUGUUCGCAUCCACUGGGGCAACACACUACCGCUUCGCCCUAAACUGGUCUCUGAUUUUACCCCAUGGUGACCUCUCAGAGGUGAACUCCGAGGCUUUGAGGUACUACCGCUGUGUCCUGACCGAGCUCAAGAAGCUAAACCUGGAGGCAGUUGUGAUCCUCUACUACCCCACACACAGAGCUCCAAAUCUGGGUUUGCCAUUUCCAAUCCAUGCCUCUGGGGGUUGGCUCAACCACAGCACAGUAGAAGCUUUUCAGGAAUAUGCAGCUCUGUGCUACGAGCAGCUGGGAUCCUGGGUUGGAUACUGGAUCACCAUCAAUGAGCCUAACAGACUCGUAGAUGUUUAUUCUGAUGGGAAAGAAAAGCAUCAAGCAGCUCACAAUCUUCUUCUAGCUCAUGCAAAAGCGUGGAGGUUAUAUGAAAAGGGACAAUACAGAGAGCAGAGAGGAAUGGUAUCACUUGCACUGCAUGCGGAUUGGGCUGAGCCGGCCAACCCCUUCCUUGACUCGCAUACGGCAGCAGCACAGAGAUUCCUCUUGUUUGAACUCGGUCGCUUUUUAGACCCGCUACUGGGAACAAGAUAUGAGGUGAAGCAUAGCGAGGGGGGGUACCCACAAGAAAUGAAGGCAUACCUGGAGGAGAGAGUUCGGGUGAUGGGGCUCCCCGAAUCUCCUCUUCCUAGUUUUACCGACACGGAGAAGAAAGAGCUGAGAGGGGCUUUGAAUUUUAUAGCACUGAAUCAUUUUACCACCCGGUUGGUGUCUCCUUAUCCUCACGCACAGGCUGGUUCUCAGCAGAAGAAACAACCCCCUGAUCAUGACUGUCUGACCCUCUCUGAUCCCACCUGGCCUUCAUCCAGUCUGGGGCAGGCUCUCGUACCCUGGGGCCUGAGGAGUAUCCUGAACUGGGUGAGCCACAGAUAUGGAGGCGCUCUACCCAUCAUUGUGACAGCCAGCGGGGUCGAUGAUCAGGCUCCCUUAGAGGACAAACUCAGGCAGCACUACCUCAGGAGUUACCUGCAAGAGGCUCUGAAAGCUCAACAGUUAGAUGGGGUCAACUUGCAGGGCUUCUACAUGUGGAAACUGCAAGAUCAACACGUCCCACAAUUCGGCCUUUUCACUUCGACCCAUCACCAGUCCAAAGCCAAGGCCUCUGUCGCCGUCUACAGAGAAAUCAUCACCCACAGCGGUUUCCCUGAGGACGACACUGCUCUGACCUGCAGGUUCAGCGAGCUGCACGAACGGUGCUCUGUGUGUGCAUGGAUGCUCAAGAACAAAACCAUGUUGGUUUUCGGAGGCUGCCUCCUGAUAACAGCUGUGAUGAUGGCAGCGCUCAUCCUCUCUGUCAUCGUCGCCAAGAGAAACCAAGCAAGGGGUGAAGGGAGGAGGACGGACAGGAUGCACAGGAGGAGGAGGAGAGGGAAAAGAGUUCCUGUAUUCUCAUGUCCACCUGUCGUUAAGUGCAAACGGUAGAAAAGGUCGACUCUGUACAAACUGUGCAACUCACUGACAGAGUAGACCUAGGAUCUGUUAUUGUGCCUGCUCCAUAUAUCAAAAGACCCUGGGAUGGUAACAACCAUAUGUUAAGCUUAUUCAAAACUUGAUUAUUUGAGCUCUGUAGUUCACAGUUAAGAAUUACUUUUCAUAAAUAUUGACCCUAUUUUUUGACCUUCACUCGGUGGAGAAAAUAUGCCAAUGUCAAUGAUUCUAAUAUUGUAAUAUUGUAAAAAAGUUAGUCAGAGAAGACUGUAUUGUAUAUAUCAGACUUAAUGUGACCUUAAUAUUGUAUUUUACAUCAUAUAAUAUAAGUUUAGCUCAGAUUGUAUAGUGGAUUGUAUUAAUUUGGUAAGAAAAAUAACAUGGUGUUCACUUCAUUCAAACAGGAGGAGUGAUGUGGGCCCCAGUAAACACAGUAAACAGUGUAUAUUUCCAUGGUACAAUGAUGCCCCCUAGUGUUGCUUUUUUCCAGCUUUUUCACUAUAAAAUGCAGGUUUCUCUUCUCUUAACAGACGUAGAAUAAUACAUAAAGUACAUGAAAUGCUCUUUUCAGAGACGAAGCAUCAUUGCUACAGAAGUUGGGGAUCCAUUUGUGUUUUAAAAGAUGCCAUGAUUGUGGCUUUUUAAAGUUUGUGUGUCAAAACAUGGAUGCAUCACUUUUAUUAAUAUCUCAAGUCUUUUUAACUCUCAUCAGAAGUGCAACGUGCUCACUGAGGAUUUUCUAACCCCUAAGAUAUUUGCUUUCAAAUUAAUCUGUUUCCAUAUCUGUCUUCAAAAAUAUAUUGCAUUUCAUAUUAUAUGAGAGACAGUCACACUGAUUUAACUCCAAUUAUUAGACAAUAUGGCUGCAUACUGAUUUUAAAACCAACUCACCAUGCUUGCACAAUACAUAAGCACUAUAUACAUAUAUUAAUAAAGAAUGCUGCAGA
Molecule: messenger RNA, 4453 nt
Organism: Pleuronectes platessa (European plaice)
Lineage: Eukaryota; Metazoa; Chordata; Actinopteri; Pleuronectiformes; Pleuronectidae
Gene: klb
Product: klotho beta
Exons: 6
Coding region: 327-3500 (1057 amino acids)
Biological process (GO): carbohydrate metabolic process; fibroblast growth factor receptor signaling pathway
Molecular function (GO): fibroblast growth factor binding; fibroblast growth factor receptor binding; hydrolase activity, hydrolyzing O-glycosyl compounds
Source: RefSeq, a predicted model, not a curated record